AUGGCCGCAGACGAAAAAAUGGACUUCUCCGCUGCAACCCUCGCUCCCGAUGAAGAGGCGCCAGUUGACAUCGAGCUUUGUGUGUCCUUGGUCUCUGGCAAGUCUUUCAGGUUGUCUCGACCCGGCACGGAGACGGUAGGUCAGCUGAAGCAAGUUGCGGCGGAGCAUUUUGGUCUGUCCGGUGAAGAAGUCCGAAUCCUCCAAGAUGGCAAGGCCGUUCCGGAUUUUUCCACACUGACCAGCCUUCAUGGUACCUCGGUGAACCUUGUGGCCUUGUCGCCGGGGUCCAUUGCCGCAGUCGUUGAGAGCCGAGUAGUGAUAGCCAGCGGGAGUACCCUGAGAAUUCAGUCACAGUAUCUGCCGCAGUUGGACUACUCCAAGACAACCCGCAGGAGCCCCUAUCAUGUUGAGUGGAGCCCCACAGAUGCCGCGCACCUUGCCCUAAGGAGUCAGAACAUGGCCUGGAUCCAUGACCUCUUCCAAGGAAAGGAGGUCUUCACCCGAGCCUGCAGAGGUGGCAGAAAUGCCUUCAAGUGGUGUCCCGACGGGAACAAACUUGCUCUGGUGGCCGGGCCGACACAGGUGGAUGUGUGCGUGUUGAAUCCCUUGAGUGACUUCCGCUUGGAACAGCGCUCGGAGACCCUUAGCGUCGCUUGGCACCCAGCUGGUUCUCACCUGGCGGUGGCCCAGCGUGAUGGCAUUGCAAUUUUCGACAUCGAGCUGCGGGCAGAGGAGAAGAUUCUGCUGUUGGGCAGUCGUGUGGAGCUCGUAGAUUGGCACUCUGAAGGCCAUCUUCUCGCCUGCGGGGAUGCAACGGGCGCCCUGCGCAUCUUAACCCUUGAGGGCGAGGCUCGAUGGCAGCUUCAGCAGUGCAAUGCGGCGCUUCAGAUGGGCUUACAAGACAACUUAGCUUGUAUUGCCUGGUGCCCCAAUCAGACCUUGAUUGCAUUCUGCUCAUGCUCGGGUACGGCUGUCCAGCUCUUCGAUGCGGAGUCAGGGAAGCUGAUCUGGAAGUCAGCGGAUUUGAGCUACUUCAUGGAUCUUAGCUGGAAUUAUGAUGGGACAAAGGUGGCCGGAGCGUGCCAGGAUGGCUACGUCUACGUCUUUGAUGUGAAAACAGGUGAGACAGUAGGCAGCUUCAACACUGGCCGCGCCAACUCACUGAGCUGGUCUAUGGCGUGA
Molecule: messenger RNA, 1182 nt
Organism: Symbiodinium natans
Lineage: Eukaryota; Dinophyceae; Suessiales; Symbiodiniaceae
Source: the annotation of a GenBank genome assembly